This is a messenger RNA of Cynara cardunculus var. scolymus (artichoke), 910 nucleotides long. Its product is annotated as putative gamma-glutamylcyclotransferase At3g02910. The transcript has a single exon. Gene Ontology annotation, molecular function: gamma-glutamylaminecyclotransferase activity. The coding region runs from base 116 to 667 and encodes 183 amino acids. NCBI's taxonomy places the organism in Eukaryota, Viridiplantae, Streptophyta, Magnoliopsida, Asterales, Asteraceae. The record is from RefSeq and is a predicted model, not a curated record.
AGACGGCAACCACAUACACAAUCUCACGCCACCGGAAGUACGGCCUCCGGUCAUUUCCUUCUUUGUACGGCAUCCCAUUGGCCAUUGGGGCUUUCUCGAGUCGCCGGAAAACGUGAUGACGAUAUCCGGCAACACCGUCGAUGCAUCCAAACAAACCCUAAUCUUCUCUUACGGAACUCUCAAACGUGGAUUUGCUAAUCACCCCUUAAUGGAAGAUUUAAUCUCUCGAAAGGACGCCGUUUUCAUGGGCAAUUACGUCACCGACCUCCAGCUCCCGCUUGUCCGUGGUCCCCAUGGCGUACCUUUUCUCCUCAACUUCCCUGGGACCGGCGGCCACCGUGUCCGUGGCGAGCUUUACUCCGUUUCCGAUUCUGGCCUGCAACGCCUUGAUGUACUUGAAGGCAUUACCCUUGGACAUUACGAGAGGCUUCCGAUUACCGUUUGCCCGGAGAUAUGUGAUGCUGGAGACGGUGGCCGUCGAAUGGCGGUAGAUGCUGAGGCGUAUUAUGCGCAUCGGAGUUUUGCGGAGGACAUGUGGCGGAGGAGCGGACGGGAGGGGUUUGAGUCGUAUAGUCAGGAAGUGGCCAAGGGUUACGUGAGGAGGGAUUUGAGGCCGAAAGAUCGGAGUUUCCGUGAGCAGAUUACAUUGUUUUGUUCAUCGAAUUGAACAAUAAAUCUGAGGUUGGAUUCCAAUCCUGCUUCUAAGUGUAUCUACUCCAUCUCCAUGGCCUUAGAAAUUCAUAAGCAAUUGCAACUGUAUCAGUUUCGAGAUUACUGUAUUUGAUACUCGAAUUAUCAUCAUUUAUCGUAAUUAUAGUGCUUGUUCCGAAGUGACUGAUUAGUUUACCUAAUAUUUUGGAGUAAAAUCUUAUGAAAUUAAUGCAAUUCUAUGAUGUGAUCGGAUUAUGCU